AAAUACGAUGAAAUAGAAAAAAUGAAAGAAAAUAAAUCAAUAAAGGAAAUGACAAGUGAAGAAUUUUUGUCACAGUUUAAAAAUUUACCAGAAAUAAAGGAAUUUAAAGAUUUAUUAAUAGAAUACAAAGGAAUAUUUGCUACGUCAGAAAAAGAUAUGGAACAAGUACCAAGAAAUAUUGCAGAAUUUUCAAUACCAUUUAAGGAAGGAAUGCGACCAAAAGAUAUGGACAUAAAUGAACAAGAAAAGAAAGAUGUGAAUAUACAAGAAUCCUUAACUAAAUGGUUACAAAACCAAAUAAAAGCAGGAUAUAUAAUGAAA
Messenger RNA from Entrophospora candida, 321 nucleotides. Lineage: Eukaryota; Fungi; Glomeromycota; Glomeromycetes; Entrophosporales; Entrophosporaceae. The record is from the annotation of a GenBank genome assembly.